AUUCCUCUGUUCGUUCGUUCAAGUUUUUUCUCAAAAGCUACCGAAGAUGGUGCUGAGUGCAGAUAAUAUUCGUUUUGUCGUCGGCAUUAUCGGCAAUGUCUUAUCGUUCGUUCUCUUUGCUUCGCCAGUGCCAACAUUUUGUCGAAUCAUCAAAAACAAAUCGGUGGAGGAGUUCCACCCAUACCCAUACCUUGCAUCUACAAUGAACUGUAUGAUGUGGAUUUUCUACGGCAUGCCUUUCGUUCAUCCACACAGCAUUCUUGUGGUCACCAUCAACAGCAUUGGUCUCUUCAUGCAGUUGUGCUAUAUUUCCAUAUUUUUCUUCUACACUGGCAAAAGAUAUCGGCUACAAAUAGUUUCCAUUUUGUUCGGUGAAAUCGUGGGGCUGGCCGCCGCCGUAGCUGGAACCAUGUUAGGCUUGCACACUUACGCAAGUAGAACCACGGUUGUGGGAAUUCUGGCUACCGCCUUUGGAAUUUGUAUGUAUGGAUCCCCUCUAACAAUCAUGUACAAGGUGAUCAAAACAAAGAGUGCUGAAUUCUUGCCAAAGACGCUUUCCAUAGCAUGCUUCCUUAAUGGAAUCUGCUGGGCCGGCUAUGCUCUCCUCAAGUUUGAUCCCUACAUCUUGACUGGAAACGGAGUUGGAGCACUAUUAGCUUUAGUUCAGCUGGCAUUGAUCGUCAUUUACCGCAACCCGCCUCCCAAAGACGAGAAGCCAUCUAAAGUAGAGCUCCAAAACGUCGUCUGAUUUCUCCCAACACUCAAC
Messenger RNA from Solanum verrucosum, 766 nucleotides. Its product is annotated as bidirectional sugar transporter SWEET6a-like. The record is from RefSeq and is a predicted model, not a curated record. NCBI's taxonomy places the organism in Eukaryota, Viridiplantae, Streptophyta, Magnoliopsida, Solanales, Solanaceae. Gene Ontology annotation, molecular function: sugar transmembrane transporter activity. Gene Ontology annotation, cellular component: membrane. Bases 47 to 748 code for a protein of 233 amino acids. Gene Ontology annotation, biological process: carbohydrate transport. The transcript is spliced from 6 exons.